Exophiala viscosa is the source of this 198-nucleotide messenger RNA. RefSeq lists its product as uncharacterized. Lineage: Eukaryota; Fungi; Ascomycota; Eurotiomycetes; Chaetothyriales; Herpotrichiellaceae. The annotation marks the transcript as partial. The record is from RefSeq and is a predicted model, not a curated record. The transcript has a single exon.
UGGGGCCGGACAAGGCGCCGUAUGCGUCGCCAUUGAUGGUCGAGGGAGGGCAGGUUACUUGGCAUUCUUUCCUGCCGGGGGAUAAGGGCAAUGAGGUCGAGGUCUUUGCGAAUAUCGUCGAUGCUUUUAUGAGUGGCGCGCCACGGCCGGGACAUUAUGAUGACUGAUGACUGGGUAUGGGGAUUGGGUAUGUGUACA